AUGUUGGGUGUUGUCCCCUUCCUCAUCUUUUUCCACACAUGCCUAGCUGCGGUGCUGAUCCAGCUAUGUUCCUCGAGUAACUUGGGCACAAACUUUGCCCUGGACACGUACAUGUCGAAUGGGUGGUGCUCGGACCACUGCCGCUCUGCUGGGUAUGGUGCGGCCAUCACUCAGGGCUACAGCUGUUGGUGUUCCAACACGGUGCCUGCUGACACUGUCUCCCUAAGUUCGUGCAACAGCAAGUGUCCUGGCUAUGACGAGGUUUGUGGCGGCAAUGGCGUGUAUGGGUAUGUUAUCAUUGGCAGCGUGAGCACGCUGUCGUCGUCUCUGAGUAGAAGUUCCGCAGCACUGAGUCUGGGCCUGGGCCUGAGCUCGAGCGCAUCUUCUUCUCCAUCUACAAGUUCGAGUUCGAGCUCAAGCUCGAGUUCUUCGUCCUCUUCUUCUUCGUCUUCUUCGUCUUCGCUGUUGUCUCUGCUGCUGCAAGGGUCGUCUCUGAGCCUGGUAUCACUGCAAACUCUGGCUUCCACAUCUGGCCGUUCGAGCCAAGCUCCACAAACAACAUCUUCGCCUCUGGUAUCUACAGCGGUGUAUUCGACCACGAUCAUAUCUAUUCAAACGGUGGAUGGAUCGUCCUCUGCCAUAGUAUCGACGAGGUACAUCACACAAUUGGCUACCCCUACCCCUACUGCGACUGCGGCCGCAUCGUCGCAAAAAUCGUCUUUCUUCGACUCUACCGCGAAAGUAGCCGGUACCUUUACAGCUGUUGGUGUGGUGGCCUUGGCUUUCAUUGGCACUUUGCUCUACUGCUGCUGCUUUGCAGGAGGACGUCACAACGAUGACUACUCAGACGAAGAAGCCCAAUACUCUUCGGAUGAGUCGUAUGUGGCUCCUGAAAAGCGUCCUCCCCCACGCGGGUCUGCUGAUCACUCUAAAACUUCUCUGGUAGCGUCUAACACAAAUAUCAAACGUAACAGCUCGUCAAAGUCAGUGCUUUCGCUACUCAACGCAAUGACUGCUGGUGCAGGCGGGGCCGGCUCCGCCAGUGUUAGCCGAAGCUUGUCUAAGAAGAAACUUAAUCCUAGAGUUGAUCCCCAGGACACGGGAGGACCCAUAAUGUUCCCCAUUUCGGAAUUCGAUAAUGUUUUGGACCCCAGCAAAAUUUUCACCAACCCAAACCACUCGCGGCCUUCAUUUGCUGACGAGAACGACUACUCAAGAAGAAUACUUCAUGUGGCGAACCCAUGA
Australozyma saopauloensis is the source of this 1245-nucleotide messenger RNA. RefSeq names its product Wsc4p (gene WSC4). Lineage: Eukaryota; Fungi; Ascomycota; Pichiomycetes; Serinales; Metschnikowiaceae. The transcript has a single exon. Bases 1 to 1245 code for a protein of 414 amino acids. The record is from RefSeq and is a predicted model, not a curated record.